GGUAUGAAGCAACAUGAAAAUAGCUUCCGUAUCGAAGCGACGAUUCAUUCCAAUUUGUUCUUCAAUUCUGUGUUCUAGCUCUCUUUCGUUUUUUGUUUGUGCGGAUUUAUCGAUUCCUCCUUCUUCGUUCCCAUCUCAAAUUCCUCGAAUAGUCUCUGUUCUCAUUCGCUGUUAUUCAUCAUAUCUUACGCAUCAAGUCUUCGCGAAUAAGGAAUUGUAUGCCAUGCGUUGAUGUUGUUUAUGCUCUUUAUCUGUAUCUCCUUUUUUUCCCCUCUUAAUUCUCUGUUUGGAAGCCCGGAUUGUUGAGCGGAAACGGAGAUUUUGAGGUUGUUUCAUCGGAAAUAUUGUAAAUGAACGAUUUCGGAAUCGAUUCGAUGCAAGAAAUUCAACAAAACCAUGGAAUGGUUGCUGAUUGUUUUCAGAAUUUCAGGGCACAGCAGCCAUGGAGGAUGGGAACUUGUGUUCCGUUACCAGCCAUGGAGGAAGUUGAAUCGUUAGAACAGCAAGAUUUUGGUUCGUCUAAAUCGAGUUCGACUAUCAUCAAUCUGUUCGAAUCUCCUGCUUCGGCGUUCUUCGCGACGGAGCAAUGCAUGGGGAUACCUCCGAUUGAGUUUCGGACUGGUUCGUCGUCUUUCGAUCGGGCUUCCGAUUCGAUUUCAGCCAUUUUUCAAUCCUCCGGCGAGAAUCUAUCUCUCGACUUGACGGAGAAGAGUGGCGCAGAUUCUGAAUUCAGAAACACCUUGCAAUCGGUUGUGAAAUCUCAACUCUGUAAGAGGAGAUUCGAUGGCUUUCCGAAGAGUUUUUCCAGUGACCACAAGGUGUUUGAUGAUUGUUCUCACUCAAUUGAGAAGCACUAUUCAGUUCCUUUCAAAGAUCAAGGAGAAUGUUAUAAUCCAAGUUUCUGUUCUUCACAAGAGAAGAUCUCUCCAAGAUUCUCCGGCUUGGGUGCUUCUGUGGGCUAUGGAAGCUCUUCUUCUUCCUUCAAUGGAAAUGGAUUCACCACCAAAACAAGAAUCAGAUGGACGCAAGAUCUCCAUGAGAAGUUUGUUGACUGCGUUAAUCGUCUUGGUGGUGCUGAGAAGGCAACGCCAAAAGCAAUUUUGAAGCUGAUGGAUUCAGAGGGAUUGACCAUAUUCCAUGUGAAGAGCCAUUUGCAGAAAUAUCGGAUAGCAAAAUACAUGCCAGAAUCUGCAGAAAGGAAAUCUGAUAGAAGGAACAGCAUGAUUGAAGUUGCCCAACUGGAUAUGAAAACUGCCUUGCAAAUUAAAGAUGCUCUCCAACUGCAGCUAGAUGUUCAGAGGCGUCUUCAUGAUCAACUCGAGAUUCAGAGGAAGCUACAGCUGCAAAUUGAAGAACAAGGGAAGCAGCUCAAGAUGAUGUUUGACCAGCAACAGGAAACAAACAAAUGCUUCUUCAGAACCAAUGGCUUCAACAACUCCGACGACCCGCCGUUCCCGACACCCGAAAGCAUCCGAAACGCUCAGUUCCCAUCGAAGAUAAGUUAGCUCCUAAGAGCCAGCCACCAACACUUCCAGUAUAUAACCACUCAUUUUGGGUUCACCAUCUUCUUUCUUUCGAACAUCAUACGAUGAACACUGCAGAUUGAGUCCUGUUGAAACCAGAACAUAAAAGGGUAAAGAAAUUACAGAGUAGUGUGGGAUAUAGAAAGCUUUUGAGAAGUUGAAUUCAAGAAACCAGCAAUGGUUUUUGUUUAUGUUAAUUGUCAGUUCCAAGUUGUGAAAAGUAUUGUACCAACAGAAAUGAUGUGAUUUCAUGCUUGAAAUUUCUUCUUCUUUUAUUGU
This is a messenger RNA of Cucurbita pepo subsp. pepo (vegetable marrow), 1802 nucleotides long. RefSeq names its product protein PHOSPHATE STARVATION RESPONSE 3. NCBI's taxonomy places the organism in Eukaryota, Viridiplantae, Streptophyta, Magnoliopsida, Cucurbitales, Cucurbitaceae. Gene Ontology annotation, molecular function: DNA binding; DNA-binding transcription factor activity. The record is from RefSeq and is a predicted model, not a curated record.